Cicer arietinum (chickpea) is the source of this 798-nucleotide messenger RNA. NCBI's taxonomy places the organism in Eukaryota, Viridiplantae, Streptophyta, Magnoliopsida, Fabales, Fabaceae. The record is from RefSeq and is a predicted model, not a curated record.
AUGGUGACACAUGUGUUGACACAAUAUGAGCACCACGUGGCUCAGAUGCUAUGGGAAGGAGAGGAUCGUGGAUCGUUAAAAGUUAUUACUCAUGGAUUGAAGCUGAAGAAGUUUACCGAAAUUCCUAUGUCAGAUCCUGUAGAGCAUUGGAUUCGGGAAUUUGGGCUGCUACAUUUGUCUUCAGCCUACCUCACUAUGGCUGAUGCUGGUCUGAGAUUCACAUUUGUUGAAAGAUGGCACAGGGAGACCAGCUCAUUUCAUUUGUCAUUUGGAGAUAUGACUAUCACUUUAGACAACGUCACGAAUCUCCUUCACAUCUCAUCCCACGAUCGUUGUCGAGACUAUUUGUGGGGUACCGCGCCAUUGGUUUUCCUUUAUGACAAUUUGGGAGAUGGAGUUGUCCACGACACUCGACAGUUGGGAGGUUACAUGACCCUAUUACAGUGCUGGAUUUACGAGCACUUCCCUAAGAUAUGUAAGUGGGGCGAUAGAGGAGCGGUUCCUGCACAUCUUCCAAGAGCAUGUAGGUGGACUGAAGAACAUGUUGUUGAAGGCAGAUUGAUGACAUAUCGUCGGAGACUUGAUGCUUUAUUGCUCGAGGAUGUAGUGUUUACACCAUAUGAUGAUGAUCGAGCUAAUCAUCUGUUUGUAUCAAUUUCGAUUUUUUCUGGAUAUCUUCAAUGUGGUGGAGUCUUAGUCCCAUAUUUGUCGGAGCGAUGUCUUCGACAAUUUGGUCGUAUUCAAUGCAUUCCACAUGAUGUUCCUCUGAUGCCGAAUAGUAUAGAUUGGAUGUGGUAG